GUGGGCUGAGUUGGAGGGGCUGCUCACUUACACCGUCAUAAAGAGGCAGGGUUUUGGAACCGAAGCAACAACACCCAGGCCAAGCCGCAGCAACAUCCGCCAUCUUCGCUGCUCCGCUUUCCCUGCAUAAAUUCGUGACCAUGAAGUUAGACACCAGGGCGAUGCGCCAUCUAACGGCGGAGGAUUGGCGGGUGCUGACCGCGGUAGAGAUGGGCAGCAAGAACCACGAGAUCGUGCCGACCCCCCUGAUCGAGAAGAUCGCCCGGCUCAAGGGCGGCGCCAGCGGCGUGCACAAGUCCAUCUCGGCCCUCGCCAAGGCCGGCCUGAUCGCGCGCGUGAAGGAGGCGAAGUACGACGGCUACCGGCUGACCUACGGCGGCCUGGACUACCUGGCCCUGCACACCCACGCCGCGCGCAAGCACGUCUACAGCGUCGGCAGCCGCAUCGGCGUCGGCAAGGAGAGCGACAUCAUGGUCGUGGCCGACGACCGCGGCACGCAGAAGGUGCUCAAGAUCCACCGGCUCGGCCGCAUCUCGUUCCGCACCGUCAAGGCAAACCGCGACUACCUCAAGAACCGCGCGUCGGGCUCCUGGAUGUACCUCUCGCGGCUGGCCGCCAUCAAGGAGUACGCCUUCAUGCAGGCCCUGCGCGAGGAAGGCUUCCCCGUGCCCGAGCCGAUCGCCCAGUCGCGGCACACCAUCGUCAUGAGCCUGAUCGACGCGGUGCUGUUGCGGCAGAUCUCGUCCGUCCCGGACCCGGCCAGCCUCUACGCCGACCUGAUCGCGCUCAUCCUCCGGCUGGCCCAGCACGGCUUGAUCCACGGCGACUUCAACGAGUUCAACAUUCUCAUCCGCGAGGACAAAAUCGAAGCCGACCCGGACCCCGACGCCGACCAACCCGCCACCACCAUCACCCUCACCCCCAUCCUAAUCGACUUCCCCCAGAUGGUCUCGAUGGACCACCCCAACGCCGAGAUGUACUUCGACCGCGACGUCGCCUGCAUCAAGCGCUUCUUCGCCCGGCGCUUCCACUUCGAGAGCACAGCCCCGGGGCCCUUCUUCGCCGACGCCAAGAAGACGGUCGGGCGCGGCGGCGCGAGGAGGCUAGACGCCGCCGUCGAGGCGUCCGGCUUCACCAAGAAGAUGGCCAAGGACUUGGAGGCCGCGAUUCGCGAGCAGCAGCAGCAGGCCAGUGCUAAGAAUGGUGAUGCCGACGACUCGGACUCGGAGGACUUGGAGGAGGACGAGUCUGGGGAGGAAGGGACCACGAGUGAGGAAGACGAUGGACGUGAUGGCGAGGGUGAGGGUGAGGGGUCCCAUGUUAUCAUUGGCGAUCAUGUUCCAGUGCUCGAAAACGGGGAGGGAUUGCAGAUGCAGAAACUAACAAUCAAUGAUGGGACAUGAAUACAACGAACCCUGUUGAAUCUACU
Molecule: messenger RNA, 1429 nt
Organism: Thermothielavioides terrestris NRRL 8126
Lineage: Eukaryota; Fungi; Ascomycota; Sordariomycetes; Sordariales; Chaetomiaceae
Exons: 2
Coding region: 141-1403 (420 amino acids)
Biological process (GO): protein phosphorylation; maturation of SSU-rRNA
Cellular component (GO): nucleus; cytosol; preribosome, small subunit precursor
Molecular function (GO): ATP binding; protein serine/threonine kinase activity
Source: RefSeq, a predicted model, not a curated record